CGUUUUUUUCUUCCUUUCCCUUUUGAAAUUCUUUUUUUCUUUUCUGGCUUCCCCAGAGGCCAAGGCCGUUUCGCCGCCAUGAUGGCGCGUCGGCUUUGCAGCGUCAAUCCAGCCACGGCUGGCGCGAGACCGCGACAAUGGGUUGAGUUGAGCGGCGCUGAUCGCGAUCAGCAAAAGCGUGCGGCCGGUUUGGCCCUGGGCGAGGGCCUGGUCAGCGACCGCGUAUCCUAUCCUUUCGAAUACAAUUGAGUGACGACGGCGGGACCCUUUGGCUGGGCGGAUGGCGCUACUGUAUGGAGUGCUGCCCCGGCCGACAAGGGGAGUCCCUGCUGCAGCAUCCGCCUGCGCAACGUCCUCUCGCACUGAGCCCAGGACACAGUCGAGCGACAAAACCUAUCCUCAUUCACUCAUGUAGCUGUGUAUGCUCCAUGCUGCUGUGUCGUGUUGUGGGGUGGGAGCGAGUCCAAUGAGAGCUGCCGCCGUCAUGGCUGGUCGGUCUGUCUGCACUCCUUCAAGCCCAGUUGGCGAUUUAUCUACAUACCUAGCUGUGUAUGUACAUGUGAGUAAGUAGGCAGGCACUGUAUGGGUGGACCUGUGUGUGCAGCAGCAGCAGCAGCAAUAACGCCUGGAGCGAGCAACGCUGCUGUGCCGUGCCAUGUCGCAUCGUAUCAAAUCAUCAAUCGUAUCGUUUGAACCCUGGCUGGGCCAUGCCAUGGCCGAGAAGAAAGAAAAAAUGCAACGGAUUACGAGCAGACAGCUACCGCCCUGGGGGAUCUGCUUCGCAACGGGCUUGUCCCCGGAGUGCACGGCCGAGCACACAUGUACCCCGCUCCUAUAUUCGUCUACUCUACGCUACUCUACUCUACUCUACUUACUGCCCCCUCUGCCCUGUGCGAACGCCUCCGAGUUCCCGGCGACUUUGACCCUCGCCUUCCUCGCCCUCACCCUCUUCCCUCCAUAUCGUCACAGCGCGUGCUCGUGCUCGCCCUGCCUGUUUAUCCUCUCUUCUCUCUCUCUCCCCGUGUGCUGCCUGUGUGUCUCCUCCGCCAUCCGCAAGGCGGCUUGUCUACCAUUAACCUACCUACCUACCCACAUACUAUCCACCCACUGCCUACUUUGCUUUACACUGCAUUCCUCUCGUCGGCUCGAUUCUUAGUGUCGGCCCGGCCAAUUCUGUGGUAGCUCCGACCAAUCGCUGGCGUUGGGAGAGGGAGCUUGCCUACCAGCUCUCCGUUGCUCCCAUUGCUCAUUGCAUUGCUUGCUCUUCUUGCUUCUUGUUCCACGCCCGUAGACAUCUGCUUCUCCCUUCGAUUGACCCGUCUCAUUGGCCUUUGCUGCCAGCUCCUCAUCUUCUUGUACAAGUGCUGCGAAUUGCGCCGUCGCAGACGUAACCAGCACACAAGCCCGCCCGCCCGCACGCACUGCUGCUUGCUUGCUUGCUGUCGUCAACGCCGCUGCGCGCCCCAGCAACCUCUCCCCUCCACCCCACUACUGUACUGUACUGCACUGUACUGUACUGUACCGAGCUACUCACUCUACUCCACUGGAGCCUGCGGAACCACCCGUGGUAGCCAUCUCGCUCGCCGUCUGCGUACCAGGGCAGCACGACGACGCCGCUUUUUUCUCUCUUUUCUAGCCCAUCCGUCGCCGCCAACCACUUGGUCUGCUGUGCUCGGCUUGUACUCUUCUGCUGCUGCUGCUCCUGCUCCAACCCAACCUGCAGCACCUUACCACGCCCACUCGCCACUCAACGGCUGUCAAUUCCUGCCUACCCUGACCCUCCCCGGUUUCCUCGCCUCAGAUCUUCUCUUUGGGGCCCCCAUUGACCUUGUAAUUCCGUCCAGAGGCCAAGGCGCUCAAGGUGCGACGGUUUGCUGCAUCCGACACACACACACCCGUCCAAACACCGUCGCUGCCCGCCCACCCAGCUAGGUACCACUGCUCACUCAACCAUCGGCCAACUUCAGGUCUGUAUAAACUCGGCCUGCCAUAUACCAUCGGCGCAACAUCAUACUACGCGUGUGCGUACGAGGUAUAUUCUCUUGUUCCAGCCCUCGCCUCAAAGACCCUGCUGACGUAUGUGUGUCUUCGGUGGCAGCGUCCCUUGUCUUUGGUCGUUCUUUAUUUACCUUUGGCCCUCGCUCGCCUAGCAUCGCGAGCUUCACCUGCCCGCCAGAUACCCAGUUCCUGUCUGGGUAGUAGCACCACCAUCUGCUGCACGCUGGAUCCCGUUGCGGGGCAAAACGGUUGGACGUCACACCAACCCUUCUUUUCCUUCUCCCUUCAACAUGACAGUAGCUGCUGCUGCCGAUCCAGCCUCCAUGGCUUCUUCAUCGGGCGAUUUAAACACUCGCUCGGGUCCACCAGCGACCACCUCCAACGCUCCGACUCAACCGACUCAAGCACCGCCAGCAGAUGCUCCCCAGUUCCCUCCACCAAAGACGGACAAACCACGGCCGCACAUCUGUGGAACAUGUACUCGCUCCUUUGCCCGGUUGGAACAUUUGAAGCGACAUGAGAGGUCACACACAAAGGAGAAGCCGUUCGAAUGCCCGCAGUGCACUCGAUGCUUUGCUCGUCGCGAUUUGCUGCUCAGACACCAACAGAAGCUCCACCAAUCUGGCGCCACAUCAUCUCGCCCACGUUCAGGUCGCAGGGAAAGCACCACCGGUCUCCCACCCAGUAGUACAGGGAGGGUUCGCAAAAACUCGGUUGCGAGCAGCAUCGGCGGCCCAGGCGCCACUGGCAUAUCGUCAAUGAUGAGACCGCGUGCCAACACCAUCAGCCAUAUUGAUCCUACUGCCCUCAACAACCUGCUUGCACAGCACAAUGCACCUGUGGGGAGAGGCGGCCCGGGCCACUCACACCAUGCCAGCUUAUCGGGAUUUGCGGGACCAUCCGCUUUUGACUAUCGUGGCAUGUCAACAUCAAUCGGCCAGCACCACUCCCACCACGGCUUACCGAAAUUGGACACUCACCUUGGUAUGGGCAUGGGCGGUGGAUUGCGGACAGCACCGAUCCCGGGAUUUGGCUCCGACGACUUCGAGCUGGAAAAGUUCUUUGGUUCUACUGCAAGCUCCACAAUAAACCCCAAUCAGCUCCACUUCAACGGUGGAAUGCACAGCGCCCAGUCUCCCUUUGCCACAUUUGGCAACCCUUUCGCGAGCAACACAGCCAUUGAGGAAGAUGACUUUACAUGGAGUGCCGGUUUGGAUAAUCCACUCAUGUUUUCCGGUGCCAACGACGUGGCCGUGGACGGUUCUUCGCCUUCAGCCAUCAGUACCGCUAGUCAAAGCGGUUUUAGCGAAGCAAUGGUAGAUGGAUCUGGUCAGUCCACGUCCGCCGCCAUGUGGCACAAUCCGCUCGCUACACACACGAAUAACAUGAAUACGACGCCGUAUUCUCUGGAUGCCAUGGCUCCCGUCUUCCCGGAGCUCAUGAUGAACAACUUGUCCCCGAAGGAUCUGGCAGAGCAAGGUGCGCCUGCUGAUUUUUACAUCUCCUCGCCCCCUGCCCUAUCUACCAUGAGCCCUGCUGCGGGCAUACCGGGUAUGCCAAAUCAGUACUUCCAACCUCCAGUGGCAUUCAGUUCUGAUACCGGCAGUAUUUCAUCCUCUUCAAUGAAUGGCAGUGCGAGACAUAGCUCCGUCACUUCUGUGUCGACUGAUACGCUCACAGACGCAACGAGGCAGGCCUUGCUGUUCAACCUGUCGCAAGCACUAGGUUACGGCCAGCCCCAGCGUAAGUUUUCUCAGCCGCAGAUCAGCUCACCUUUGUCUACUUCUGCCGGCAAACUUGCGCAGCCGGCGUCUCUGCCUAGCACCAUCGACCUUCAGCGCUUUGUAAACGCGUAUAUACUGUAUUUCCAUCCCCAUCUCCCAUUCCUACAUAUACCCACUCUAUCAUUCGACACUCCCGCAUAUACAUAUCACCUCCGCGGUCCCGGGAAUCCCAAUCAUGAAGGUAUGGUGGGCGGUGGAGGCUGCCUAAUACUAGCCAUGGCAGCUAUCGGUGCUCUAUACGAAUUCGAGCAUAAUAUUGCCAAGGAGCUCUUUGAAGCAGCGAAAAAGAUGAUCCUGUAUUACCUCGAUGAACGCCGUCGAGCCGGUUUGUCCGCUGCCGUCAACGGGUCGAAUCCUUCCAAUGAUUCUGUCAAUAAACCUCCGCUAUGGUUGGUGCAAGCAAUGGCCUUGAAUCUCAUUUUCGGUCACAAUUGCGGUGAUAGGCAAGCCGCCGAAGUCGCCAGUACUCACUGUGCAGCUCUCGUUAGUCUCGCCAAAGCUGCUGGGCUGGACCGGCCCGCCGCGGACCUAGGAGGUAGCCAAGGCUCUCCAAAUGAUUCAAAUCCCAGUGCAAAUGGUUACGAAAUGGACAUGGAUGACGGCUCUCUACCUUUGGACUUUUCGCAAAAGGGCUCACAAAACGAUGGCUCCGAAGAAUACGCACAGUGGAUAAACUGGAAAAAGGUCGAAGAGCGCAAGAGGACCUACUUCGCGGUGUUCGCAAUGUCUAGUUUGCUCGUCUCCGCUUAUGCACAUGCGCCGAGAAUCCUCAACUCGGAAAUCCGCCUGGAUCUUCCCUGCGAGGAAGACUUAUGGUCGGCCGACAACCCUCAGGCAUGGGCUGCUAUGGGUGGUCCAAUGUUUGCACAGUCCAAAGGACUCUCGUUCAACGCCGCCAUGACGUAUCUGUUGGAAGCUAGUGCGCGACAACAAGCUGGACGCUCCCAGGGCACCUACCAGCAGACCUUCAAUGGCGACGUAACGAUGGCUGAUACACUGGCAAGUGAAAUACGGCCAAGCACGUUUGGUUGCUAUGUCUUAAUCAACGCGUUGCAUGUCUAUAUUUGGGAGACACGGCAACGGCAUACCGGCCGCUUAUGGAAAACCCAUGAGACAGAGGCCAUGCAUGCGCAAGUGGAACCGGCACUCAAAGCGUGGCAAUCUGCGUGGAGAGCAAACCCGAACCACAGUAUUGAACGGCCGAGCCCAUUCGGCCCAUUGUCUGCCGACUGCAUACCUUUACUUGAUCUUGCUUACGUUAGACUUUUCGUGAAUUUGACUCGCUCAAAGGAACUCCUAUGGCAACGAGACUUUGACGGGAUGUCUGCCGAAUUAGCCAGAGGAGUCGAUGUGGUGGGACAAGAAAGCACACCCGAACGAUCGUUGGAUAAUAUGGAUGUCAAACCCACUAGGAUGAGCAGUUCGCCUGGUGCUCUUGCGUCCCAAGAUAUCGAUGCCGUUGGGGAACCGAGCCCAGGACAAACCGGCAGUGGCACUGUCCAGUCCAGCCAGUCUUCUAAACGUGAGAAACAUUUACGAAAAGCCGCAUUCUACGCUGCAGAUUCACUAUCCAUGGCGGACAAGCUAGGUGCGACCUAUGCUGAGUUCACAGCUCGGGAGCUGCCUAACUCUUCGGCGAUGUGCACCUUCGAUUGCGCCCAGAUUCUUGCCGAAUGGGUGGCUACUGUCCAAGAUCGUGUUGGCCGAUUCCUUGGGGUGCUCGGCAAAGACGAAAUCGACCUUACUGCAGUGCCAGCUAUCAUGGUCCUGGAAGAAGAAGACGUCAAGUUGUUGCGGAAAUUGGCUGAUAUACUGCACACUGCCGAUAUGAAGUUGGCAUAUGAUCUUACCUCGCACAACAUGCCAAUGUUCAGUGGACUUUCGAAUCUCGCCCAUUGUGGUUAUGGAACAAAGCUUCUUAUGGUUACAGCAUACAUGCUGGAAAAAGCUGCUGUCUGGCCCGUCACUCGUGUCAUGGCCCGCGCCCUCGAAGCUCAUGCCAACCAUAUCAACCAGCGCGCCGAAGCUUCCAUUAAUGCCUCAUGA
Molecule: messenger RNA, 5828 nt
Organism: Periconia digitata
Lineage: Eukaryota; Fungi; Ascomycota; Dothideomycetes; Pleosporales; Periconiaceae
Source: the annotation of a GenBank genome assembly